GCGUUUGCGUGAUUAUUUAUAUCACAUGCUCGUCAUAUGAUAAAUUCCAAUCCUAUUUUUGUGAAAUUCUGAAUAAAUUUCCAAUAAAGAUUGAAGUGUAAUUAUAAUGGCCCUGCACGCCGCAAUAAAAGGAAAAUUGAUUUCAGUUAUCGGAGAUGAAGACACCUGUGUUGGUUUUCUUUUAGGGGGUGUAGGAGAAAUAAACAAGAAUCGACACCCCAACUUUAUGGUUGUAGAUAAGAAUACGGCUAUCAGUGAAAUCGAAGAAUGCUUCAAACGAUUUUUAAAACGAGACGAUAUUGAUAUCAUUCUUAUUAAUCAGAACAUUGCAGAAAUGAUUCGCCACGUCAUUGAUAAUCAUACUCAGCCAAUUCCUGCAGUGUUGGAAAUACCUUCAAAAGACCAUCCCUAUGAUGCCAGUAAAGAUUCGAUAUUACGUCGUGCAAGGGGAAUGUUCAAUCCAGAGGAUCUUGUUCGUUAAAGGAAUACAAAUCUAAUUGUUGUACAUUCCUAAUUUUGUAUUAUCUAUAUGUGUAGCAUUACAAAAUUAUAUUAUGACCUGUAAUUAAAAGAUAUUUAUAUGUUGUAAGAUUAUAACAACUAUUAUGUACUUUAAUUGUCAUAAUUAGAGGUAGUUUAUGCCAAAUGGCAAUAGGUAAAAAUUCUAUUUGAGGCAAAAGUAUAUAAAUACAUGAUAACUAUAAUGGGA
Molecule: messenger RNA, 709 nt
Organism: Photinus pyralis (common eastern firefly)
Lineage: Eukaryota; Metazoa; Arthropoda; Insecta; Coleoptera; Lampyridae
Gene: Vha14-1
Product: V-type proton ATPase subunit F 1
Exons: 4
Coding region: 107-481 (124 amino acids)
Biological process (GO): proton transmembrane transport
Cellular component (GO): membrane; proton-transporting V-type ATPase, V1 domain
Molecular function (GO): proton-transporting ATPase activity, rotational mechanism
Source: RefSeq, a predicted model, not a curated record